This is a messenger RNA of Debaryomyces fabryi, 657 nucleotides long. RefSeq lists its product as uncharacterized. The transcript has a single exon. Bases 1 to 657 code for a protein of 218 amino acids. Lineage: Eukaryota; Fungi; Ascomycota; Pichiomycetes; Serinales; Debaryomycetaceae. The record is from RefSeq and is a predicted model, not a curated record.
AUGGCAGGUACUGAUACCCGAUUAUACAAUUGCAGCGGUAUUAUCACGUUAUACCAAGAUUACCUGAGUAAUAGUGAGGAAGUCCCAGAAUAUAUAGUCUAUCCAAAACAUUCGGCCAUUAGUGGUGGCAUAUCUGGCUGCACUACUUUUGAUGAUAGUCCGCUAUCAAGUGUAUCUGAUAGCACAGAGCACUUUAACAAACAACGAAACGUAUAUGUUUAUGGUACACAAACAUAUACAAAAAGGGCUGCCGGUGUUUUUCUAAACCUAGUCACUGGUUUCAUUGAGUGGGCUAGCAGUCAUGUUGAAUCAUUCAAGCAUAUGGGCCCCGUCUGCGGUACUAAAGACCAGCUUGUACGACAUAACGGAUCUGGAUAUAUUCUCAGAAUAUCUAUUGAGAACAACAACAUCAGGGGCAGUGAUUGUGACCCUACUGCUCAGCAAGAAAAAAUAGCUGGUGCAAUAGAGGAAUGGAUUCAAGGACAUGGUCAUCUUUGCGGUACAUGGUGUAUGGACUUAAGUCAUAGCGGUGACUGGGAAGGUUACAUAUCACUAGGAACUGGGAAGAACAGUAUUGACGUAGAAAACUGCAGGAAUGUAUUUACUUGGGGUAGUGAAUGCACUCAAGUAAGUAAUAAUGGCUAUACUGAUAAAUAG